AUGCUCAACACUCCUCCCCGGAGCAGCACUGUCAGUCCAAUCUCGCAAGCCGCUCCUGCAGUGGACACCCCUGUCCACCGCUACAGUCGCCGACUGCGAGGCCUAAGUCCCGAGGCAAUACCCCUGGAACUUGCACAGCCAAGGACUCCGUCUGGAGAAAUGACAACCGCCGGCACUUCACAGGUGACUGUUGAGCAGCCUCGGAUUCCUGAGACCUUCCACGGUGAAGUUUAUGAGGACGUCGAGGAUUGGCUUGAGCAGUAUGAGCGAGUCGCCAAGGCGAAUCAUUGGACCGUGGAGCAGAAGCUGUCGCGCGUCUACGUUGCCCUGGCAGACAGCGCUCGUACGUGGUACGAGAACCGGGAAGACACAUUGUCUUCCUGGGAUGCAUUUCGGCAGCAACUUUUCGGAACCUUGGCAAACAGAGACCGCCAUGAAUCCGCUCAGCAACUCAUCGAGUCGCGCAUACAAAAGCCGAAUGAGAGUGUCGCCAUGUUUGCGGUGGAUAUGACCUGCCUGUACCGCCGAGCUGACUCCGAGUUGCCUGAAGCUAAGAAACUCCGCUAUUUGAUGAGAGGCGUCAAAGAACAGCUUUUUGCCGGUUUCCUUCGCAACCCGCCAACAACCGUAGCGGAAUUCAUCAAGGAGGCUACAACCAUCGAGCGUGCACUCCAGCAAAGGUGCCGCUACCACGACCGACCAAACGGCGCAUCGAUAAACGUCUCUGCUUUGACUGCCGGCAGCGAGUGUUCUCUGCGUGACUCAUUCGCGAGAUCGUUCAUGAGGAGAUCGGCGACCUCCUUAUGA
Molecule: messenger RNA, 807 nt
Organism: Rhipicephalus sanguineus (brown dog tick)
Lineage: Eukaryota; Metazoa; Arthropoda; Arachnida; Ixodida; Ixodidae
Product: activity-regulated cytoskeleton-associated protein-like
Exons: 1
Coding region: 1-807 (268 amino acids)
Source: RefSeq, a predicted model, not a curated record